Candidozyma pseudohaemuli is the source of this 795-nucleotide messenger RNA. RefSeq lists its product as uncharacterized. The transcript has a single exon. The record is from RefSeq and is a predicted model, not a curated record. Lineage: Eukaryota; Fungi; Ascomycota; Pichiomycetes; Serinales; Metschnikowiaceae. Bases 1 to 795 code for a protein of 264 amino acids.
AUGGGUUACGAGGUGACCCCCAAUGACAGUGACGAAGAAUUCGCUACAAAGGGCACUGCCUCUCCAACCUACAAGGAGAACUACUUCCUUGUGGGACCCUGUUACUUCAAAUAUGCGAUGGAAGAUAUGCAAUUGUCGGAAAUCAAAGGGUUCAAACCCAAGUUGAAGGGUCCAGAAAAUUUCGAUGAAUGGAAAUACGAAUUCAAACUGUGGGCUUUUAAAUUUCAUCCCUGUGUCGAUCAUUACGUUAACGGCUUAUGGCUGAGAGGGCAUAUCGACGAUUCCGUUAAACACUUGUACGAGGGAAUUCCACAGGACGACCUCAACACAUUGAUGGCCAGAACCGAUUUCUUUAUCCUUCUUGUUCUUCGUGAAAGCAUUGACACAAAUCGCCUUGGUGUGACGUGGCAUACAUACCACGAUAUGAUCAGGUAUCUAUAUGAGAGAGGAGAGUGGAGCCAAGCAAGCAGGGAUUUGACUCAAUUGAAAGCAUUCCACAGGAGUCAUGGCAGCCUUAGAAAUUUCCUUCGCUACAAACAUAUCUAUACGUCUACACCUAAAUGGCUCGAGAUCACUGCUUGCACUAUCAAUCCGUUCAGAUACAAGGACAGAGACUUAAGGCACAUGCUCAGAGAGCUUGAUACUGCCGGAUUUGAAAAGGACUAUGAGGCUGCCUGUAAGAAAGAUGAGACUUGUAGGUACGCUAAUGAAGUCCAAUACGUUAUGGUGGAUUUUCAUCUGCGGAUCGCAGAAGAGAUCGAUUUGCAUCACAAGGACAAGGCUAGACAAUUUUAG